This is a messenger RNA of Aplosporella prunicola CBS 121167, 445 nucleotides long. RefSeq lists its product as uncharacterized. The record is from RefSeq and is a predicted model, not a curated record. Lineage: Eukaryota; Fungi; Ascomycota; Dothideomycetes; Botryosphaeriales; Aplosporellaceae. The coding region runs from base 86 to 349 and encodes 87 amino acids. The transcript has a single exon.
CAGACUCUACGGGUCGUUUUAUUAUCUCUCUUCGGCGUUCAUGCGAUUACCAUUCUGAGACGGCCACUUUUUUCUCUUCUCGACGAUGAACGUUUUGAGCUGCACCUUCUUGACUUCGGUCAACCUUUUUUGCUUACAGGAUACGGUCUUUUUUUCGGGAUGGCUUUUUUUCACAUCCUUUCAUCCUGCGCUGGUGUGUUGGCGCAAUGACGGUCCAUACCCAACCACCUGCGAUGCAUUUCCUUUGUCCCCCAAAAAGAUUACGACACGCAUUGGCCUAUCCAUUGAUUUGGACUAUGGUCACCAUCCAACUUGGGCUGUACAGUCAGCGAUAUUCACUUGGGACUAGCCAGUCCUCUUUUCCUUGCAUACAAAAGCUUCAUCAUUCGGCAACUCUUCGACAUUUUGGGAGGUAAACCCUCUCCAUCCAAACACGCGCGCAGAU